Messenger RNA from Dibothriocephalus latus, 897 nucleotides. Lineage: Eukaryota; Metazoa; Platyhelminthes; Cestoda; Diphyllobothriidea; Diphyllobothriidae. The record is from the annotation of a GenBank genome assembly.
AUGGAUAAACGAGGUUGUGUCUUCAAGGGAGUCGCACUUAAAAUCGCCUUCUUCCUCAACCCAUCUGACGAAUUCAUAUCCGAAAGACUGAAGAAAACAAUUCCCUGGGACUUGGAGCAUUACUCCUAUCAACCAGCCGUUCCGGACUCCGCAGAUGAGAGUUUCCUCCAGUGGAUAGGCGGGAUGCCUGAGGAACCGGCCGGGCUACCGCAGUCUCCUCCAUUAAAUCCGUUUGGUCGCACAGGCGUUGAUGGUCGCGGUCGCCUGCCAGCCUUUGGCGAAAAUAAAGCCUUCUUCUUGGUGUUUACGCUGGAGGAGAAAUGGGAUUACGGUUAUAUUCCAUCCAAGAGUCAGUCUGUCCGACGACAGGUACUUCUACGGUCCGAAGACUCUGGAGAAAACCACCUCCCAUGGUUCCUUUGUAAUCACGCACCCACUGACGACAAAAAUGAACUGCUUGAGGUUCUGAUUCUUGCCUACAUGCAACGAAUGGCGGUCGAUCUGGCUCUACGCGAUCCUGAAUCCUAUGACUUCUGUGGCAACCUUAAGGAGGAACUGGAGAAAUGCGAAGUUGACUAUUACGAAAUGGGAUGCCUUGAAGACAAAUUGAACUGUGACAACGCCUGGAUAAAUGUAACUGCAAUUCACAUAAAGAUGCCAGGCUCCUACCAAUUCUGGGAACGGCUGCCACAGCGUACGACGAAGCUGAAUGGAAAAUGCUCGGAGAACAACCGCAACUACGGUUACAGCACACACAUACAGCAAAGGAGAUUUUCAUCGGGAGGAUUUGAGGAAAAAAACCUGCAACGUUUUCUCUGGCAACAUGUGAUCAGUGCAGAAAUUUUGAAUGAGGAAAAUCUCCCAGACCCCUUCACCUCUACACACGGUCGGUGCUAA